AUGUCGUCUCCCGACCCCACCCCGCCUCGACUCCCAGCGUCCCUCGGCACCCUCCCCGCCGACCUCUUGCUCAUCAUUGCCGACGACCUCGUAACCCGCGACGUCGGCGCCCUCCGGCAGACCUGCAAACACGUCAAUGACGCGCUGGUUGACGACUUCACAAAGGACAACUUCACCGAUCUCCUCAUUCUCUGCACGACGGCCGGCAUAGCCGCACUCAAGGGUAUCUGCGCUUCGCGACUGGCGUCCACGGUCCGCACGCUCUCGCUGAGCAUAUUCGUCAUCGCGGGCGACGACGAGCAGCUGGCGCUGGUCGGCCAGACCCGCGUAGAAACCUCACGCCACGAGUCGGACCAGUCUGGGCGGGAACUGCGGUGCCCGUGCUUAGGUGACGAUACGCCCCUCGCCCUCGCGCUCGGAGACGUGAUCGCCGCGCUGCCCCACCUCGAGACGGUGAGCCUCGGUCACCAGCUCGACCUUCCCCGCGAGGCAGAUCGCGUCGCGGCUGCUCUCAUUGAGGAUGAUUACGCGUGGACGACGCAGCCCACCGUCCAGCCCACCGGCUCGCUCGCGCUGCGACGACAGGAGCCGGAAUGGCUGAAACGUAAGGUCGCCGGCUACGAUAAGACAAUCACCGACUCGCUGUUCCGCGCGGCCCUGUUCGGCUUGGGCCGUGCGCACCCGCGUCGUCUGGCCGCGGGAUAUCCGCCAGUGCUUGGCCUCACGGUUGAAACGCGGCGAAGCGAGCGAAUCGUCGUGGACGACGGCGCUUUCGCCCUGACCCCCGAUCAGCGUGCCCUCGUUGCGCCGGCUCUCGGUGCACUGGAGACACUGUACCUCGAGCUUGGCGUGUGGGACACCAUCGGCUACCGGGACGAGAUCAUCAACUUGCCCUCUUUUGUCGCGCUGUGUGGCAACGUCCGGCAUCUCCGCCUCCACGGACCGGAGUACAAGGGCAUGCUUGACGCGCUCAACUGGCUCGUACCCAACCGCAAACUCGGCGAGCAGCGAAAGCGGGUGAAGGCGGCAGCAAGGGCGUUCGGUCGGGUACGUGCCGCAGCGAACAAGACACCGGCAGUGGAUAGCAGUGCGCCCGCACCACUAGCUCAGCUCGAGUCACUCGACAUCCAGGGGUUCCCAGCUCUCACAGCCUCGGACGUCUUCGAACUCGUCGUCCAGCACCCGAACCUCCGCCGCCUCCAUCUCUACUCCGUUACGCUCAUGGCUCCGGGCGAUAUCCAUUGCGAGCUCACUUCCGAGUUUGUGCCCAAGCUGUGGCAUGGCCUUUUUACGGCCCUGUCGGCACAAUUCAAGUCGAACGGCAGCGCGCCAACGACUCUGCUUGUCAGCGCCAUGUCUCAGCUACACGAUGACUCCCGCUGCUACAUCACCAUCAAGGACUGGGAACAUUACGACGCCAAAGGCGGCUGGUGUAUCUUCUCCGCGGGUGCGAAGACGGCCGAGUGGUGGGAGCACCCCGACGGCGAGCUGGAGGGUGUGAUUCCAGUCGAGGGCGACGAUGUGUUCCUCCAAGCGGCAGCCUGCCUCACUCAGCCUUUCGAGGAGUCGGAACCCGAGGAAGACGCUCCAGACUAUAGAUACGGCACCCUGUUUGGCAGGAUCCCGCAGUAA
Vanrija pseudolonga is the source of this 1632-nucleotide messenger RNA. RefSeq lists its product as uncharacterized. Bases 1 to 1632 code for a protein of 543 amino acids. The transcript has a single exon. The record is from RefSeq and is a predicted model, not a curated record. Lineage: Eukaryota; Fungi; Basidiomycota; Tremellomycetes; Trichosporonales; Trichosporonaceae. Gene Ontology annotation, molecular function: protein binding.